This is a messenger RNA of Linderina pennispora, 635 nucleotides long. RefSeq lists its product as uncharacterized. Bases 34 to 549 code for a protein of 171 amino acids. NCBI's taxonomy places the organism in Eukaryota, Fungi, Kickxellomycota, Kickxellomycetes, Kickxellales, Kickxellaceae. The record is from RefSeq and is a predicted model, not a curated record. The transcript has 2 exons.
CCAGAAUUUAAUUUGCAUAUCUAUUUUCAGCCCAUGGAUACAGCCAGUCCCGACGACGGCGCCAUCGCGCAGCCCAUGCUUGGUGUUGAGGAUGCGGAUUUCUGGCGUCAGAAGCAGGAGUGGGUCAAGCAGAUGCGUCUGCAGUUCUCGCGCCGCCCUGAGUUCCCCGAGACACACAACAUGAUUGACGACGAGGGCAUGCUCAACCAGGAGUACUUCCAGCCGCCCAAGGAUGCAGUUGCCCCCAAGGAGCGCAAAUGGGGCGACGACGAGAAGCGCAGGCUGCUGGAGGGCAUUGAAAAGCACGGGAUCGGCCACUUCCGAGAGAUCUCAGAGGAGUCGCUGCCUGAGUGGUCCGGCAAUGAUCUGCGUAUGAAGGCCAUCCGCCUGAUGGGCCGACAGAACCUGCAGCUGUACAAGGGCUGGAAGGGCGAUGCCGCAGCAAUCGGACUGAAGCAUGGGACGUGGAAGGGCGGCGCCUUGGUCUAUGACGACGACGGCGUGGUGCUGAAGGCGAUCCAGGAGUCAAACCGCGCUAAUCCGCCAUAAGAUAAUCACCGGGCGGUGCUCGUUCCGUGGCGUCCGGCAGUACUCGUCUAUGCUGUCGUUGUUGCUGCUGUUGCACUAAUAUAUUU